Messenger RNA from Blastocystis hominis, 12999 nucleotides. RefSeq lists its product as hypothetical. The record is from RefSeq and is a predicted model, not a curated record. Gene Ontology annotation, molecular function: ATP binding; ATP hydrolysis activity. Gene Ontology annotation, cellular component: preribosome, large subunit precursor. The coding region runs from base 1 to 12999 and encodes 4332 amino acids. The transcript has 3 exons. Gene Ontology annotation, biological process: rRNA processing; ribosomal large subunit assembly. Lineage: Eukaryota; Bigyra; Opalinata; Blastocystidae.
AUGAAAGAAGAUCCUCCGUUUAUCAGAGAAACAUAUCAAACCCGAAUUCGAAAUCAAAUCGUGGAAGAUGUGAUUCAAUACAACAUUCCAGUGGUGAUUGAGGGAGUGACUUCGUCAGGCAAAACAUUCACAGUGGAGCAAUACUGUCGACGUUCUCUCGUUCCCUUUGUGAGAUACAACUUCAGUCCUUCGUCCACAACUGAGGAAUUGCUUGGAGAUAUGGUGAUCACGAACGAUGAUAUAGAAAAGAUCAAAUUCCAGGACGGAGCUUUCACGGAUGCAUUCAUUCAUGGCAAACUGCUAUUGAUGGAUGAAAUGUCUCUGGCUCCUCCUUCUGUGGUUCAGAGUGUGUUAUCGUAUUUGUUUGGCAAGAAGAUUCUCCAUGAAGGCAAGGAUGGAAGUGAAGAACGUGUAAUGCAUCGAGAUUUCCGCAUUAUUGCCACUCAGAAUCCUGCUGGAAGCUCAUACAAACGAAGCAAUCUGUCUUCUGCAAUUCGCGAUUGUUUCCGCUUUAUCACUCACGAUUCAACGAAACAGAAAUACUUCCCAAUGAUUGGUAAAGAGGAAAGACUGGAAAUCAUAACGGCGAUGUUUGGAAAAGACACAAAAAUCGGAAGAAGAGUGUGUGAGAUUCAUGAUCGAGCUGAUAAUCGAAAGAAUGUGUCUGGAAGAGAGAUUGAUAAAGGGAAGGAUUACACACUUCGAGAUUGUAGUCGAACAAAAUGGAUGAUGGAAACACUGAUGGAUAAAGAGAGAAUCGGUGAAAGAAAAGCAUUGAAUCGAGCUUUACAAAUCGCAUACAAUGAAGAUUUGAAAACAAAUCCAGUAUUCAAAGCGGAUAUUACUUUCAGUGAAGCUGCUUUAGACAAGGAAUGCUGGAAGGAUGUGUAUGAUCGAGUUCGACUAGGAUUGAAAUCUGGAUGUCAUGUUCUAUUGAUUGGAGAAACGGAAUAUGUAUCUCGAAAGUAUUGCCGAGCAAUAAUGGAGAUAAUGCAGAGUGAAGGAACAUCCUGUGAAGUGAUUCAUUGCAGUUCGACUUCUUCAACAGAAAGUGCAAUUGGAAGCUAUUCGCUCGAGAAAGAUACUAAGGGCAAACCAGUUCCUCGUUUCUGUCCUUCUCCAUUGCUUAAAGCGAUUGAAAAUGGAGGUAUUUGUGUUCUUCAAUCGAUGCAUUUGAUGAAAUCGAAUGUAAUCGAGCGAUUGAACUCUGUGUUGGAAUUAUCACCUGCAGAUGGCCAUCAUCAUGUAGUUCGAUUUGAUGAACGUCGAGAAAGACCCGAAUUCGAAAUGAGUCCCAAAUUCCGUGUAAUCGCAACAACGUCUGAGAAAGGAUUGCUGGCAUUUUCUCCUGCUUUGAGAAAUCGAUUUUUGGAAGUAUUUGUGAGUCAUGAAGAUGCAAAGCGAUUUGAAAACUCUCCCGAACUGGGCAAGUUUACAAGAGAUGAAAUUGGUGAAGUGAUUCAUGAUUAUUCUCAAACAAUCGACUGGUUCAAUCAGCAAGAACUCCAUCGAAUGGCCUGCUUUGCAAGAGAAGUGUGUGAAUACGAACUGGAUGAAUCUCUGAUUGAAAUGCUCGCUAAACAACCACCAAUUCCUGAACUGCGAUCCCUUCGAAGCCAUCGGACUGAAGCUUCAAGAUUGUUUUAUUGUAUUUGCAAGAACAAGGCUGUGGCAUUGUGUGGACCUAGAGGCAGUGGAAAGUCCUAUGCAGUUCGCGAAAUUAUCAAGCAACGCCAUAUCAAAAGCUAUCAAGUGUUCAGUGUAUCUGGAGAAACCGAGUUUUCCACUUUGAUGGGAAGUAUGGAUAUGAAUGGCGAUUUCCGAGCUGGAAGAUUGCUUCAAGCUGUAGAAAGUGGAGAAUUAGUGAUAUUCGAAAAUGCUGAAAACAUGUCAGCAGAAUUACUGGAAAUGCUUGAUACUGUUUGUGAUCCUUUCACUGAUGAGUUCACUUAUCCAGCUUCUAUCAAUCAUUCAAUUCAUCCUUCAUUCCGAGCUUUGUUCGUGUUCACAACACGUCGAGUGAAUUCGCUGCCUUCUCUUCCUGCUUAUUUCGAUAUUUGUGAAAUGAGUCCAAUCCAGAGUGAUGAAGCGAAAGAACUGAUGAAUAGUGAAAUCUGCAAACGAUUAUGUGAUCAUGUUGAUAGUAAUGAGAUUCCAUUGAAUGAAGUAUUCACUCUGGAUAAGAUUUGUUUCAAUUCUCCUCAUCCAAUAAUACGAGUUGCAGCAUUGUUUGCAGAUCGAAUAGAUCGCAAAGAAUUACUGGAGAGAGUGAUAGAAGAAUGGAAAAAGACAGCUGACACUGAAGUAAAACAAGAAUUGGAAAUGGCGAAUGCGGUAUUGUCAACUCCAACAGUAACAGCAAUAAAAUCCCCAAAGAAUGAAUCUAGUUCAUUGCUUCAACGUGGUCCUCUUCAAACAACAGUUCCAAUUGAAUACUCAUUAUUGAAAGGUGUUGAUAUGGCUGUGUGGGCAGCAUUAUUUACUCUUUCUAUUUCCAAUUUCAAGCAAACUCACCUUCCUGUGUUAUUGGUUGGUGAUUCAGAUAUUGCUUUUGAAGUCACUCAUUUGCUGUUUCCCAAUGCUGCUCAUAUGGAAAUGUCUCGUUCAAUGGAAAUGACUCACACAUUUGGUGAGAUUUCUGUUUGUCGUAAAGAAGACAUUCAAUACAUUCUGAGACAAACAUCAAUCCAAAAUGUUGAUGGAACUCCAAUGGAAGUAUAUCGAGAAUACCUGAAGAGGUUAUUGUAUGGCAUGGUAGAUAAUGAAUCAUUGUUAAUGAUGCGUCCUGGUCCGAUUCUCCGUUCGAUAAUGAGCAACAAUUCGAUCGUGUUGAACAGUAUCAAUCUAUUGAAUGAUCGAUUGCUUCCUCGAUUAUAUUCAUUGUUGUUUAGUUUGGAUUCGCAAGAGUUUAGUCUAUUUGAGGACUAUUCCCAAAUUCAACCAGAGAUUCUUGGUAAAUCUGUAAACGCGAUUGUAACAUGCGAAGAUCCAGAUUAUGGAAGAGUUGCAAAGAAAGACCAAUUCAUUCAAGUGUUUUGUCAACCCUAUUCUGAAUUAGAAAGGGAGAAAUAUAAGUUUGAAAAUCGAGAUGACUAUCCUUUACACAUUCUACGAAAGUCAGAUAUGCUGAAGAAUGAAUUUGUGAAUGCUGAGAAAGUGAUUCCAUUCUAUCUUCGAUUUCUUCAAUCUGAUUUGGCGUCUCGAGAGAAUCUGAUUCAAAUGGGAAUAAUGAAUGAGGAUUUGAAGGAAGUAAGUGAAUUCCUUCAAUCAAGCAACAAGGAUGAUGCAAUGAUUCAAGACUUGAAAAAAUCUAUAUCAUUCCUAUUUACAAAUGAUGUAAUUGAUGAUUUGUAUUUAAGUUUACAGUCCAAGCAUCCAUUACUUCCUACAAAGACCACAAUUCAGCUAUUGGCAUCCAUCGUAUUGGCAGAUCGAAGUCAUCUUCCUCUGAUUCUUGAAGGAGAUCCUGGAGUAGGCAAAACUGUUUCUGCUGAGAAUUAUUUCGUAAAGGAGAAUCUUGUUUAUAAGCGAAUCAAUUUUUCGAAUACCAUAACGAUUGACAGUUUGUUUGGAUGUUAUACGAUUGUGAAUGGAUCAUUACAAUUCAGAGAUGGAAGUAUUACAGAACUAUUAAAAAGAGGAGAUCAUUCAGAUCAACGAAUCGCAUUGUUAUUAGAUGAAGUGAAUUUGGCUCCAUCAGAUGUGCUUGAAGUAUUACUCACUCUGAUUCGUUGUUAUGUGAAUCACGAUCCAUUUCAAGUUCCAGGAGGCGAUUUGAUCGAUAUUCCAUCGAACAUGCUGAUCAUUUGCUGUAUGAAUCCAGCAUCCAUGUCAGCAAAUCGCAGUACAUUGCCUCGUCAAUUCUACAAGUAUUGUAUUUAUCAUCGUGAUUUGAAAUACACACUGAAUGAAUUGUUCCUCACAGCUCGUCAAAUCUUGAGUAAUCUAGUGAAACCUGGAGAUGAAUCAACAGAGAAUCAGAUUCUCGAUUUGUUUGAACACUCUUAUAACUCCUAUCAAAAGACAUCGAUUCCAUUCUCACUUCGAGAUGUAUUGAAAGUGGAUCAGAUUGUGAAUAAUGGAAAUAACCUAUCAUUGGAAACUGCUCUAUGGUUGGUGUUUGCUUGUCGUUAUGAAGAAUCGGAGAGAAAAGAAAUCGAGAAGAUAUUGAAGCUGGAAGAUACAUUGAAAGUCGAUAUUAUCAAACAAGACGACCAAUGCAUAGUUCGUGGUUAUUGGGACAUUGAAACACAACAAAUGUAUUCAGGAUCUUUCAAAGAGUAUUGUUUUACUUCAACAGAGAAAGUGACGAUAUUCAAGUUGAGUCUUGCUUUACAAUCCAAACGAGCCAUUUUGGUUUAUGGUUCUUCUCCCUCUGGCAAAUCGUAUUGUAUUUCGAAUCUGGCAUUGAUGUGGGAUAAACGAUGCACUUCUGUGUUUUUGAAUCACGAAAGCUCUCCAGAUGUGUUCAUUGGUCGAAGUACUCUUGGAAUUGAUGAAAAUGGGAAUGAGUGUAUUACAUUCCGGAAAGGUCCGCUGUUGAAAGCAAUGGAGAGUGGAGAUUGGAUUGUGAUCGAAGAUAUUCAUUUGGCAAACAAUGAUGUGAUGGAAUCGCUGAAUUCUCUGUGUGAAGAAAACCCAACACUGAAGGUAUUAGCAGGAAAUGAAGAAAUAACGUAUUCAAUGCGAAAGAAAAAGGGAGAGAGAAAAAUUCACGAAGCAUUCCGAAUCUUCUUUACAAUAUCGGACAAUACAUUGAAACACUUUACUGGACCAUUCUUGAGUCGUUGUGUGAUUGUGUAUUGUGAUCCAAUAUCGACUCAAGCAAAUGUUCAAGAAAUCUGCCAAAUCAAUGGAUCAAUACACGAUCCUUGUAAUUUUGGAAUUGAAGAAUCUAAAACAUUCCGACGAUGUAUUCGAGUGAUAAACAGUGAAGAAAGAGAGGCAUUUUUGUAUGAAUUUGGGCAUGUACCGACCGAUAAUACUUUAAUAUCGAGGAUUAUUAAGCCCAAAUCAAUUGAUUAUGAUCUGUCAGAGUUUAUUAAUGAUGCACUGAAGUUAUCAGAAACUGAAAGAAUGAAACGAAUGACUGCCAUCAUGGAGAAGAUUUGUUCAAGUACAAAGAGUGCAUUUAUGAUUGAAGACUCAGUUAUUUUGCUCUCUCGUUGUAAAACUUAUUUUGAGAAGAAUUUCAUCUAUUAUAUAAUGGAUUGUGCAAUCAAAGUACUGGAAAUGAAAGACCUACAGAAUUGUAUGAUGAAGAGGCAAAAAGGCAAAUUUGCAGGUGUUCUUCGUCGUUGGUAUUUGAUUUCAUCGAUUAACCCUCCCUUGAAUUAUCGUUACACAAUGUCGAAUUGGGACUUGUACGAAACUACCUCAUUACGAAACGUAUUCAAUAUUCAAGAUGAGGAAUUGAAUAUAUACUUGGGAUUGUUGUUUAUUUGUGAUAGAAGAGAUGAAUUGCGAAGGUUUAUGAAGGACGAUUUAUUGAUUGAACUAUGUGAAUUGACUGUUUCUGUGUUAGAUAACAGUGAUCGGAGUGAUACUACAGAACAAAUGAUAAAGGCACUCAUUAUAAUACGAGAGAGUUAUUUAGAUGUCAAAAAGAAAGAGAGAGGUUUGAGAGAAAAGGCCAAUCGUGUGGAUCAAAUGAAUCUUCAAGAACACAUCAGAUCAGUCACUGAAUCAAUUAAGUGCUUCCCGUCUGAAAUUAAGGAUUCGAAGCCCUUAAAUGAAAUCAUAGGAACUAUGGAAGAGCUAGAAUCAGCCGUUAAAAAUUACUUGUUGGACCACGGAGAAGAUGACGAUGAUGAUGAACAGGGAAUGAAAGCCAGAUUUGCGGAUGCUGAAUAUGGCUGUGGAAAGAAUUUAGAACUAAAGGAACAUUUGAGACAGGCUUUUAAGGAUGGAAUGAUUGACAGUAAAACAUUUAAAUCUCUCAACCUUAAUGUAAUUAACACGACUUACGAGAAAUAUAAGUAUGAUUCAUUUAUUAAUAAGUGGACUGUGAAAACAUCUCAUUUGAUUUACAAGCUAAGAGUAUUCAAAAAUUAUGCGUUUAUCUUGAGUGAAUAUGCUGAUGUAUUGAAACGAUUGAAACUGGAUGUGAUAGAUAUAUUUAGAGAAUUUGGAUAUUCAUCAGAUCUGCUUCCUUAUUUACUGACAAUGUUGAACGCAUUAUUAAAUAAAGAUAUGCAGUACUUAGAGUGGGAUAAACUAAUGAGAGAUUACAGCCAGUAUCCAUUUGUAACUCCAGUUGAAGUGACUCAGGAAGAAUUUGAGACAGCCAUUGAAAUGUUAUUUGAGAAAGGAUGGUACAAAGACGAUUGUUUGAUGAUGGAAUAUGGAUUGUCAGAUCGAUCAAAACAAUUGGAUAUGUUAAAACAGCACCUAUUGCAAGAUUGCUUUAGCAAUACUCCAGCGAGAGCUAUUGAAUUGAAAGUACCAUUGAUUAUAAAUGCAAUCGACAAUAAUGGCGAUUUCGAGCAAUUUAGUUAUUUGGAAAUAUCCCAAGUUGGCGUGGAGUGGAAAUGUGAUCUUCCAGAUCACGUGAAACCUGGAACGAUUAUUCCCAGUGAUCUAUUGAAGAUGGAACAAUUGUUGAUCAAUCCAAUUGUCAAAUCGAAUGAUCUAUUGGAAAUAAUAUGGUCAAGUGAUUGCAAAUUGAUAAUCGACGACAAACUAGCAAUUCUGUGUCCUCGCAAGCGAACCACUAUAGGAAAUGUUGUGUUAGAUAUGAUGGAAAAACCUAUUUUGCAGUCAGCAAUGAGAAAGGUGAUAAAAGAGGUCAAUAAUAUAGAUGAAUUUGUGUUAAAAGUGAUAGAAAUAGCUCAGGCCGAUUGUACUGAGGAGCUAGACAGGUUGAAAAAGGAGUGGGAAGACUCGAAUACCAGAUUGAUUCAAAACAAUGAGGAGAACAAUCAAAGGUAUAAUGAAGUGACAAAGAAAAGGCAAGAAUUAAUUGAAAAAUAUACAAAAAUAGCAGAAGAGAAAACCAAGAACAGUGGAUAUUCAAAGGAAUAUGAAAAAAAGAAUGACAAUACAAUAAAAAUGUAUACCUACAUGUAUGCCGUUAAUAGCUUAAAUAAAACUGAUUUGUCAUAUUAUCUGUCAUGGAAUGAAGUCCAUAAGCAUAUUAAUGAGUAUACUCCUCAAUAUGAUUAUCAUCCAUUUGAUUUUCAAAUGAUUUAUGUUCCAAGGAAUCACGAAUUAUUGAGGAGUAACAAAAAUAUGGAUAUCACUUUUAACCCACCUGAAGGUUUGAAUGAUUUAAUAAGAGUUAACACGUUCAGAGUGAGUUCGGAUUAUAUAAUGAAUAAUGGAGUUUCAGUUACAACUGGUUAUUUACUUGUUUUACCAUUAGCACCAUUUAAGUGGAUUAUUGAUAUUAAGCUUGAUGGAAGUAAUUGGAAAAUGAGUAGUGGUGAAAUUAGGGUUGUCUAUUAUACAAAUAGAAUUGGAAAACUUGAUCAAUACUAUCGAUAUGUGUACAGUUCAAAUUCUGGUCAUUAUGAAACAGAUUAUGUAAUGUAUUUCUUCCUGUGUCUGUUGAAUUGUAUGGUGUAUUUAAGAGAUCGAUAUCGUUUUUAUUACAAUAUUCCUCUAUCACCCGAUAAACUCUUCAUGUAUGAUAACAUGCACAAGGACAUGACAUUAAAGUAUAAUCCUUCGAUCGCUUAUUUUGGGUAUUAUUACUAUUUUAAAUAUGAGUGCAUCCUCUAUGUUACAAACAGUAAAGCUAGUUAUUAUUAUUCAAUAUCUUGUAAUGAGAUUCAUUCUGGUAAUGAUAUUUUGCCUGCAAAUGAGUUAUCUUUUGAUAAACUAAGAACGAGCUGGACUAUUGAUGAUUAUAUUCGUUUCGGAAGGCACUUAAGUGAUAUUGACUAUGUUGAUGCAAUAGCAAAAAACGAUGUAUUAGAAUAUCAGCAACUUUACUUUAAUUAUAGUAGUUUUAAUUGGUCUAGACAAUCCAUUAUUGACGAAGAAAAAAGAAAAAGAGAUGCAUAUGAGUACAAAAAGCAAGAGACUGAAUCCAUUCCACAGUAUUUCUUCCCCAAGGAAUCUGCUGGAUUCAACACUCAGAUAACUGGUUCUUCCUUAAAUGAUGUUAUUGUUGCAUUAUACGAUGGUGAAAAUGCAUCUAUUGGAUUACCAAAGAAUAAGACUUACAUUUUCCCGGUCAGUUAUAUAGGUCAAGACGGAAAUCAAAUUGUACUGCCAUAUUUGUCAACAAGCAAUGAAGUUAUACUUGAAUUGAGUGGAAAGAAUUGUGACAUUACUAGAAAGCAGAACAGUUUUAUCAUCAUAAUGAAGAACAACGAUAUAGGGAGGAAAAAUAUUAAGGUAACAGCGGACUUGAUUCGAUUGGCAGAUGGAGAGAAGCUGAAGUCUGAAGAAUUUACAAUUACAUAUGAACGAAAAAUGUUGUGUAAUCAUUUCACUACUUCAGCGCCUUGCUUCAUCAGUAAUUAUUCUUAUAGAAACCAAUAUAGAAUACUAACCACAACUCUGCCUAUUGAUGUGUCAGUUUAUAUUAAUGGAAAAUCCGAACCGUAUCACAUCAAUGAUUAUUACAGUGUAAAGAUUGUUUCAAACCCUAUUAUCGAAGUCUUAUAUACUUCAAAAGUGCAGUAUUUGGUUUCAGGCCAGUUCUUUACUUUCAACUCUAGAGGAAUAUCCUUAUUUGAGAGGGAAUAUACCAAGCCAAAUCCUAUAAACUUAGCAUUUGCUAUCAAGACAAAUCCGGAGACAUCAGUAACCAAGUUGCAAUCACUUCAGAUGAGCCAAUUCUUGUCUGCCUUUUCUGAUUUACCGUUAGUGAUUAUCUCUUCUAAAUCUGGCGAAAAGAAAAGAAUUCUUUCACUAUUAAAUGGUUGUGUCAACGAUACGAUUCUUCCAUCAAUCAAGCAUGCUGCAGAGUCUGUUCUUAAGUCCGUAUCAUAUCAGCAAUCAUCUCUCCAAUGGAAUAUUGUGAAUACUGCUGUCAAGAGUAGUACCGCUGUACAGAAUGAAAUAAUAAACAACCCCCAGCCAGGUCAAAAUAAAGAAGAGUUAUUUAGAGUACAAUCAAAGAGUGAACCAGAUAAUCCGCAACCUGGGGAGCAGCCAAAAAUAAAUUUCGGAAAGAUUACUGAUGGCGUCUCGAAAAUGAUCGGAAGACGCGUUCAAGUCAUAGCAGAAAGAGAGGUCAGCAGUCGUGUGACUUCAAAGAAGGUUGACGAAAAGGCCAAGAAAAAGGCAAAAAAUGUAAACCCCAAAGAAAAAUACAGAGCGGUGAACUACGAGGCUUUUUUGGAAAUCAUGAACAAGGUAAAAAUGGAUGAGUUAUUCGACAUGGUGGUAAAGCGUCGUUUUACAGAUAAAUAUGUAAGACCAUUGAGCAACUCUGAAACUUUAACGCAAGAAUCCUUCAAGGAAAUUGGAAAUCUAAUUGAUUACUAUGUUGUUGAAGCUAUCCGAAGUAAAUCAGUUCAGUUCAUUGAACUAAUGAUAGAAAAGAAAUAUCUAACGAAAAAGACUCAUUCCGUAGUCAACAUAAUAAUCGAUACGAAUUGCAGUUUAAGAAAAAACAAGCUGCGGAUGCGAACUAUUAUUUCAUGCAUUUUGAUUACAGUGAUGAGAGAACUUGGUAUCUCGUUCAAUUUGUACGUGUUUUGUGGACGAUACAAGGGCGUCUAUAUUCCUGUAGAAGACAGGUCGCUGCAUGAAUUGAUUUCUUUCUUGUUUGAUAUUGAGGAAGUAGUGAAAAUGCCUUCAACUCCAUUGGAUUUGUUGACAGUAGAAGGCCAGUUUGAUGUAAAGGAUCCUCUCGUGAUUAUUAGUGAUGGAUUCAGCGAACAACUUAUGUCCCCAAAUGAAGUGGUGAGAAAUAUUAUUGGAGAGUAUUCCAAAAUGUAUUUACUAUGUAUUAAGGGUAGAAAAGAAGAAAAAUUGAAUGGAUCCAAUCAAUCCCUGCUCGAAAGUUCACUGCAAGCGAAUUUCCAUGAUAAUUUGAUAAUAAUCGAAAAAAUUGGAGAUUUGUUGGAUCCAUCGAAUCUAAAGACCAUGGAUCUCUUUUUCGACAGUGAGGAAUUGGAUGGAUAUUUUACAAUGGAUGUUAUUUCUCCAAUGAAAUAUGCUAGUGCACUUCAGGAUGAUUUAGAAACGAUAUUUGAGAGUAACAAGUCAUUGGUAUCAACCCACACUGUUGCUAGUAGCAAGCCUGUGAGAAUGGUUGACAUAUCUGAUGAGAAUCUUUUAGUAUAUCCCAAAGCUAUUGGUGAGACUGUGGUAUUGACAGACCUGAAUAAAGUGAUUCAGGGUGAUAAUCUAUUUGAUGCAAUGAGUCUUUCUCUGUUCGUUCCGAAUAAGUCGACAGCCUUUGUUGCAUCCACUUCAGGAACAUCGAUUCAUAUGGCAAACUACAUCAAGUAUUUGGUAAGCAAAACUGGAGAUGGUAAGUUCUUCAAGAAGCUUGGAAGUGAGAAAAUUCGGAGUUACAAUGCGAGUAUUGUGAUUGACUGCUCUUCGAUCGCCUUCAGUGAUACGAAUCGAAUUCAUUCACUAGUUACGAUUUUUUCAAUCCUUCGAAAUCUGAGUAAUAUGCAACUGCCUUGUAUUGAUUUGUGGGUGGCGUCUAGAGAUAUUAUUCGUGUAGCCACAGGCAUAUCAUCGAUGGAUUUAUGGGAAAAUAAUAUCGUGGCAUCCUUGUAUCAAAGCCUGUUAUCGCCUUGUCAAAAUACUUGCUUGCCUGAUUGUAUUCGCUACGCUUGUUGUACAUGUAACGCUCGAUCAUUCCAAUCUGUAAUGAUGGUACUGACAAAUGGUGUGUUGUGUGAUGAAUCCAGAGAAGAAAUCAAAUCGAUUGUGAGUGGAAUUGAAAUGACUUAUCUGGGAAUUGGAAUUGGUUUGUAUUUGUGUAAAUUUGAAGAUUUGUUCCCUACAAUGAUUUGGAAUUCGAAUCCAUUUUUCUUAUCUGAAACACUGUCAAAUCUAACGAACGAGUUAAUAAGCGAGGAUCUGAAUGCAGUUCCUGAGAAGAAGAUUGAUGUUGUGGUCAAGGAAAAGAAAUUUGGUAAAUCGUAUAAAGAAAUGACAAAACGAAUCUGCAGUAUUCCCAGUAGUUAUGAAACCACAUUGAGCAAUGUAAGAUUUGCAGAUGUAACCGAUGGACCAAACGCCUUGAAAAAGAUAGGCGAUAUUAACAACAGUAAAUAUGAUUUGGGAGUGGAUGGAGCGUUUGGUGACUAUUCGAUUUUGUUUAUCAUUCUGUAUUUGUGCCGCGGAGAGAAAGAUGAAAAUGGAAAGGUGAUUGAUGAGUACAUUACGGAGCAAGUAUUGAUGUAUGGAAAGGAAGUUAGUGGGGAAACGUUUUCGCCAGUAUUGAAGUUAGGAGAUAAGGAGGUCAAUGGACAGCCGAUAGGCAAAGGAUUCAAGAUUGGUUAUGCCUAUGAUUACAAAACUGCGAUUAAUGCUUUGUCAAGUGGUAGAUAUCGAGUGACAUUCAUAACUUGUUCUCCUGGAGAUGGAAUCAUGGCAAAAGAGUGUGAUAAAGAUGUGGACCAAUAUGCGGAUGCCUUUGUGAGUUGUGUUCAUGAAUUCAAUAUGAGAGGAGGUGGUGUGUUUUGGUUCUUGGAGAACUAUCCAUUCACUUAUGAGGCUGAUUUAUACUUUAAGCAAUUUUAUAAGUUCGAAGCAGUGGGGGAUAAAGAUGUGAACAUUCCAGGAGGCAACGUGAUGGAACGAGUUAAAGCUGCAAAACCAAAAGCAGGUCACUUCAUCACGAUUGGCGGAAAGGCUCUUGACUUCCACAAUCUCUCUCGUUUGGAUUUUGGCAUUGUACGCAUUUUCGAAGGAAGAACAUUGUGCACGUUGAACGAAAGGAAGUUAGAAAAAAUAGGAUUCCGCGUAUUUGCGAAGGAAAAUGGAGGUUACACCUCGAUUAUGGUGAAAGAAAAGAAGGAAGGAAGUAGAGAGGGUAGAAUGAUUAUUGAUACCGCUGCCUCCAAGUUGUUUUUGGAGUUCACUGAGGAUGGAACUGCACGAUGGAUCAGCAAUGCUGCAGUUUGGUUGUGUAGCACGGAAGAAUUUGAAGAAGAACGAUCAUUGGAUCCUAGCUUGAAAUCGGGAAUCAAAAUGAAUGGAGUACAUCUUCCUGGGAAGAAACCGAUGGAAAAACGAGAAACGGCCUGCACUCAAAAGCAACGAAAGCCAGCAAAUUUCUGUAUGAGUGUUGUUAUCGAUACUACAGGAUCAAUGAGUUCUUAUAUCAAUGCAACGCGAGAAAACAUUGUUGAGAUUUUGAAUCAGUUGAAGAAGAUUGAAAAGAAUUAUCAUCUUCCAAGAGGAGGAAUUGUGGGACAAGUUGUGCAGUAUAAGAAUUUUCAUGAUACUCUUUUGGGAGAAACAUCUGAAUACAUCACAGAUGACUUCACAAAAUUACAAGCAAAGCUAGCCUCGUUUAGAACAAGUGGUGGUGGUGAUGGCUCGAUGAAGGACUCUGUUUUCCAACAUACCUAUGAUUAUAACUGGGAACGUGUUACAUCAUCCUUUUGGAGAAAGUACUGGCAUCCAAGAUGCUCUCAUUCAAAGGCGUUCGUGAUUAGCCGGAAAAUCGAUUCAGAAGGCCGUCUAGUGACAAAGAGACUUCAUGUCGUCUAUCAGGAGGUUCCAGCAUUCAUUAGAGCUAUUAUUGGAAAUGUAGCUUCUUAUGCGGGAGAAGAGUCGAUUGUGGACCCGAAGAACAAGACGUUGACGCUGCGAACUAAAAAUUUGACCUUGAAUUCGAUCGCUCUGUGUGAUGAGCUCUGUUUAUACACUCCGCUCGAUGGAGACAGUUCAAAGACCCACUACACGAAGAGUAUUCACGUUCAUGGCUGGCUCUUUGGAUUCCUGAACAAUCAGAUCGAGAACUGGUGUGUCGAUGUGGACAAGAAGAAUCGUGGUAAUGGAAUCGCCGUAAUGGACGACAUCAUUGAAUCCUUUUCCAGUUUUAUGAUCCCUAAUGUAAACCAACUCUGA